AUGGCAUUGCCUCUUCCACCGGGCUUGACGCCCCCGGAGAUUGCCUUUCUAUGUGAGAUGGAGCUUGUCACAGUCAUACCACGUCAGAGACUGGAGAGACUGGAGCUUCUGGGAGGCCCUCUCAAACCUCUCAAUCCACCGCAUAGAACAGACGUUCCGCUCUGGUUGGCCCUCUUAUUGAAGCGCCAACGUCGAGCCAACAUCCUACCACCACCAUGGCUAAACACACAUUCACUGACUGCCAUUCUCGAUCACGAAAUUGAACAUGGCGAGACCUUCUCUCCCCCUCCACGACUCCCACCACAGCCUUCGAAUAACACACUGCCCCUAUCACCACCCUUCCUGCCAAACUCUGUAGCAGACGCAGCGCCGGAUGCCCUUCCCUAUCACUGGCUUGAGCUGGGCGAGAUGCUGCUCGAAGCGGCGUCGGAUGACGUGGACGAGUCAGACAACGUGCGCAAGCUGCUACGAGGGUUGAGGGAAGUUAGAAUGGCAAAGCUUAGAAGCGGUGUCGAGGUACUAGAUGCUGGAGGUGGAGUCAAGAUGAAUGGCGUAGGAGGCAUGGAAGUAGGCGAAGGCAGAGCUUUUGUCACCGGCGUAAUUGAUGGCCUGAGGAAAAUAUCGGCUUCUCGCGAACAGCAACGCAAGGACCGCGACCAUGACGAUGAAGAGAAUGGCUACUCUGGCACCAUGGACGAUAACGACUAUGAAAUGGAUAUGCAAUGA
Plenodomus lingam JN3 is the source of this 726-nucleotide messenger RNA. It is a transcript of the gene PSF2, whose product is annotated as DNA replication protein psf2. Gene Ontology annotation, biological process: DNA replication; double-strand break repair via break-induced replication. Gene Ontology annotation, cellular component: GINS complex; nucleus. NCBI's taxonomy places the organism in Eukaryota, Fungi, Ascomycota, Dothideomycetes, Pleosporales, Leptosphaeriaceae. The record is from RefSeq and is a predicted model, not a curated record.